Messenger RNA from Ectocarpus sp. CCAP 1310/34, 2277 nucleotides. The record is from the annotation of a GenBank genome assembly. NCBI's taxonomy places the organism in Eukaryota, Phaeophyceae, Ectocarpales, Ectocarpaceae.
CCCCGUCCGAUGUCAUGGUCGUGAGAUCUGACAACGGAGGAGAGUGUUUUGAGGGAGAGUUCGGCAGGGUGUGCCGGAAGUACUGCAUCAAACAGGAGUUCACCCCCGCACACAGCCCAGAAUAGAGCGAUGUAGCUGAGAGAGCACUGGGUCUGAUCAAGGAUGCAGCACUAGCCGCCCGUAUGCAAAGGCCAAUUCUUUACCCCGGAGCACCGAACUACCCUGCCUUUGGGCUGAGGCCAUACCUUGGGCAUGCAACGCCCUGAACUGCACCUCCACCACACACAUCCAACCCAGAGAAGAAAUCGCCGUUCGAAGAAAUCGCUGUUCGAGAUGUGUCAUGAGCACCCUCCCCCGCCGGGGGUGACGUACCCGUUCCUCAAACCUGCCGUAUACAAGGUCAAGCGCACACACAAGUCCGAGCCAAAAGCCCAAAAGUGUUUUUACCUCGGCCCGGGAAUCAACACCAACCGUGAUUGCGUGCGCAUCGUGAACGGAAAACGCCAAGCGAUCACAACUCGCAACUUCACCUGGCAAUCCGUACCCGCUGCCCCCACCGCCCUGCCCCAGUCGCUGCCUCCCAUCGCAGAGGAGGAAGAGAAAUUCGCAACUGGGGAGGACGAGGUUGGGGAGGGCGCGUCGAGCCAAGGUGGAGGGAGGGCGGAGGGAGAACGUGUGGAUGGAGGACCAGGUUUUAGCCUUGGCACGACGGCAGCCCCGGGGCUCGCGGGGCCGCCCGCGCGCGUAGCGCCAGCGGCGCCCCUGGCCGCGCCCCAGGAGUCGGGCGCGGGCGACGCUGGCGAUGGCGCCCCCUCGAGCACGGAGGACGAGAGCAUCGCCCCAUCUACCACGUUGGCCGGCAUGGCCGAUGUGGGCGGCGGCGAGGACGACCGCCGCAGCAGCAGCCGUGGUAGCGGCGGCAGCGGCAGCGACAGCGGCAGCUACAGCGACAGCGAGACGGAUCUCCCGGCGCUCCGUGGGCCAGAGCCCCUGCGGCUCGCCCGCUUCGACAAGCCGGCGGAACUCACUAGCCGCCGCACCAGGGAGAACCCUCGCCGAAAUUCAAGGUACGAGUCGCCCCCGUCGCCGACAAGUGCCGAAGCCCUGCUCGCCUCGGCGGCGAGCCUGCCCGUCAGGAGCACGGAGGAGUUCACAAGCUGGAUGCUCUCGGCGGUAACUCACGUGGCGGAAGGGCUAGAGGCAAGGGCGGUGCGAGAGUUGCUGCUCGAGCGCGCGGAGGAGGCCCACGCUGCGCGCCAAGAGGCGGAGGAUUUCCUGCUGGGUACGGUGGACCUCAUGCUCAACUCGCCAGACGCCUUCGAGACGGCUCUGGCGUCCCACGAGUUAAGUGAAUCCCCCACGGGACCGAAGCGAGAUGAUGAGAAGGGAGGGGAGUGGCCGGUGAGGGAGGCCAUCGGCAGCAUGAUGUGGGUGUCAACGUUCUCGCGUCCAGACGUCUCGUUUGCCGUGCGCGCGGUAUCGCGCCACGCCCACGCCCCGGCGAAGGGGCACUGGGAUGCCAUCCAGAAGAUCCUUGGCUACUUGAAAGGGACGAGGGACCUCGGCAUUACCUACCAACGGGGAUCGGGGUUAGGGCUGGCCGUGUACGUAGACGCUAGCUACGCCGACACGGAGGAUAAGCGUUCGGUGUCAGGGUUGGCGACGACGGUUGGAGGUACCGUAGUCAGCCACGGCAGCAAGACACAGAGCAUCGUGUCUCUGUCUUCGACGGAAGCCGAGUACAUUGCUGCCGGGGAGGGCGUCAAGGAGGCGUUGUUUGUGCAUGCUGUGCUUUCGUUUGUUGCCCCAGAGACCAGUGGUAGCAGCAUCCAGGUCCUUGGGGACAACCAGGGGGGAAUAGCAUUGGUGCAGAACCCCCUCGGCUCAGGUCGCACGAAACACAUCGACGUGAUAUUUCAUUUCAUACGCGGAUUGUUUUGGUCGGGGGAUAUUUCGGUCAAGUUCGUUCCGACAACGGAACAACACGCGGACCUCCUGACCAAGGCCCUUCGCAGGGCUAGUCUGCAGUACCACCAGCGCAAGUUGAUGAAUUUGCCGGAGUACUUGUAGCAGUUGCUAGCACUUGGGAGAGGUCAUGUUUUCCAUGCGGCGAAAGGCGAAUAACUGUUGUUGCGGUCUGAGUACCAAUGGCAGGAGUAGGGGGCGUUGGGAGACCAUCGUCCGGGGGAAUUUAGUUCCUCGCGUUCUUGUCUUCGCCUUGGCCUUCCUAAUAAGUGCGGCCGUUGUGAUCCGCUGUGAUAGCAACGGUUUUUGUGG